UACUACUGCUGUCAUCGCUACUGCUGUUAUUAUUGUUGUUUUAAGGAAAUUUUGUUAUUGUAUGAGACUAUAGAGCGCUCAGAUCGGAAACCUAUGCGCCGGCGUUUCAAAGCAAAAUCGCUGCGGACGAAGCUAUUGAGCCUUUUGUUCCACAAGUCCACAUACGAUAGCCUCAUGGACCUAACAAUCAAUGGCACCUACAAACUUUUGGACAAAGUUGGUGGUGGAUCGUUUGGCGACGUCUAUAUAGCCAAAAACAUUGUAACGCAGGAACUAUUCGCUGUCAAAAUCGAAACGAAUUACGUUGAUUGCGAUGGUCAGCUGCAUCGCGAGUACGAUGCAUACAAAGAGUUUGACGGUCCCCAAGCUUAUUACUUUCCGCAGCCCAAAUACUAUGGUGUCGAAGGAAGGUACAACUGCCUGGUAAUGGAUUUGAUGGGCCCAUCACUAGAAAACGUUUUCCAUUUAUGCCGUCGGAAAUUCUCGUUAAAAACUAUCGUACAACUUGGUGAACAAAUGCUGUCUCGCAUCGAAUUUAUUCAUAAAAAGGGAUGGCUUCAUCGAGAUAUCAAACCGGAUAAUUUCUGUAUGGGGCUUGGCAAGAAGGAACACAUAUGCUUUGCAGUGGAUUAUGGAUUGGUCAAACGCUUCAAAGACCCGGUCACCCGAAGGCACAUAUCAUUCAGGGAUGGUAAGAAUCUGGUUGGUACCGCGCGCUAUGCUAGUCUCCAUUCUCACAAAGGCUACGAGCUAUCGAGACGAGAUGAUCUCGAGUCUCUGGGUUACUGUUUGGUGUAUUUCUUCAAAGGGAAGCUACCGUGGCAAGGCAUCCAAGCCGAAACAAACGAAGAAAAGUACCACAAAAUCUACAAAUUCAAGAAGAAAACGAGCAUAGAAAAACUCUGUGAAGGCAUGCCCGAACAAUUUGUGCAUUAUUUUCAGUAUGUGCGCAGUUUGGAUUUUAAAGACAAGCCAGACUAUCCCAAGCUUCACGGCCUAUUUGAAAAAGUGAUGAAAGACCAUAAAUGGGAGACGGACAACAAGUUCGAGUGGUUGGGUAAGGCAUCAUAUCUGUCCAGUAUCAAAGCACGAUUACCGCCUACAAAAGAACCUGUAAAUCCAGUAGCGACACCUGCACUCAAGCCUACACUGAAUUUUGCUUCUGGAAAAGCACAGCCGAAGAAGCGACCGACCAAAUCUCAAAAGAAGAGACAGGCUCUUGCUGAAGGAAAACCUAUCCGAUUAAAACCUAAUAAAUACAUACCCAAAGCCAUGCGCGCUAGGUUGGGAAUCACCCAAAAAACGAUCCCACGCGAAGAGUUCAAGAAACUUUGUGUAUAAAGUGUUAAAUACAAUACAUACACCUCUGCC
Molecule: messenger RNA, 1371 nt
Organism: Zychaea mexicana
Lineage: Eukaryota; Fungi; Mucoromycota; Mucoromycetes; Mucorales; Lichtheimiaceae
Product: kinase-like domain-containing protein
Exons: 7
Coding region: 94-1341 (415 amino acids)
Biological process (GO): signal transduction; peptidyl-serine phosphorylation
Cellular component (GO): nucleus; cytoplasm
Molecular function (GO): protein serine/threonine kinase activity; ATP binding
Source: RefSeq, a predicted model, not a curated record